Cucurbitaria berberidis CBS 394.84 is the source of this 1016-nucleotide messenger RNA. RefSeq lists its product as uncharacterized. The transcript has 4 exons. Bases 1 to 903 code for a protein of 300 amino acids. Lineage: Eukaryota; Fungi; Ascomycota; Dothideomycetes; Pleosporales; Cucurbitariaceae. The record is from RefSeq and is a predicted model, not a curated record.
AUGAGCUCUACUCCCAACCGCAAUGUCACCAGGCGCUCUAGCCACUCCGCCGGCAGUGGUGCAGCUCCGCUUCGUGCGACCGCCAACGCGUACGCUCCUGGAGCCGGUCAACACCUUCAGAGCCUGCAUGAGAGUUCGGAGCAGGACUCUUCCCGCUCACAAGUCCAGCAUGGUGCUAUCGCUGCACCUAUUGGCCAAGGCCACGCCUCAGGUAUUGAGGCAUUGCUCGCCACUGGCCCAGUCGCCGUUUACAUGACGGCCGAACGCGAGCGGCCCAACGCCAAUCCCCACAAGCCCGCCUUCCUUCAUGGAGUUGUCUUGGACUCCAACAAUCCAGACCAGUGGACCAACGUGGUCUUGCCUUACGUUGCCGGUCUGACCUUCAACGUCGCUUGCCCUCCCGACGUCCACUUCGCAGGAGUCAUGUUCGGAUCGCCAUCUCUCCCCGGACUCUACACCGCCGUCACCAAGCUCGAGCUACCAGGAUUCCACUGGUUUUCUGGAAUCGCCAACAACCGUCUCCACAACCCGAACCUGGAGAUGGCAAAGAAUCUCCCCAACCUGCGCGAAUUGACCUUCAGGAUGCACACUGCGGGUAUCACAAAGUCAGCUUUCGGCAGUGAGCGUGAGAUGAUCGAAUGCGAGAAGUUGGACCCGGUCAGGUCCAAGGAUCGCAAAUGCAUGCCAUAUGCAGACGUCGCCGCCAAGUAUGAUCUCGGCGCCCUCUUCGCAUGUCGCUCGCUCACCCAUGUUCGCAUCGAAUACAUCGACAGCGACAUGACCGCAAACGCCACCAAGGACCAGGACCCGGUAAAUGUCCUUUACGACAUCCGGGGUUGGCUGGGACAUGGUUUUGCCCAGCAGGGCCAGAAUGUUGUCGUCGACCUGGUGCGUGUCGCUUGAGAAGGGGUUAUGGACCUGAAGGAUGACAUGGGGAGGGAUGAUGGUUGAGAUGGUACCUGCAGAAUACCCUGGGGGCCUACGGGCAGUGUUUUGAUAGUCCGGAUGGAUAGGAC